ACUCGGUCGUUGCGAGUUCGAAUUCGAAGUUCCCUCGAAUGUCCCCGGAGAGGAACUCGAGAGCUCGCCUCCAGCUAGCCUAAGCGUCACCGUGGUGACACCCGGAAGACGUCUCCGAGAGCUUUCCGAACGUUCGCGCAGUGAACGUCGAGUAAUAGUUGGGCUUCGGGCUUGUUCUUUCCGGCCGAAGCGCCGCUGCAUGGGAACUCCGUUCCUUCUCCCUUCGACGCUUAUUUGCAUAUUUCCUUGGCUCCAGCGGCAAAAAGUGCAGCCCGUUUCAGCUGAAAAGAGCGGGCCACCCGUCGCGUGAAUGUUGUACUUUCCCAGUCAACAAUUAACCCCGUUCUUCCCCGCUGCAUUCUUUGCAUCAUCCUCAGCACUGGUUUCUCUCUUUCCCUCCGUUUUGCCAGUAAGUUUCCACUAUAUACCCGUCUCUCUUCAAGUUCCGAAAGUGUACAUCAGCAGGGAAGGACUCAUGUGAUUGUUGCGUGUGAUGUGCUAUAUCGCGCUUUUGUUGAAUGCGAAGUUACAAUUUCGUCACCGUUGCUCGAUGUUCACUGGCUCGCGCUGUUUAUUGGCUGCACAUUCUUCUCGGGAAGUACUCGAAGAACUCGCCUCACCGCGGUGAAAUCGGAGCAAUGCGUGCUGCACACGCGGCGAGCACGGAGUUUGCACGCUCGCGACCUUCCGAGACGCGCUUAUAGAGGAGUGUAACGCUUUCGCUCGAAAGUGCGCGUUCGUUUGAGCUCACGAGUGCAGAAAGUGCAGGAGGACGCGUCGGAGGCCGCAGUCGUUCUGCACUUUCCUCGCCGACGUCCGCGAGUGCUCUCGCCUCAGCCCACGUUUUCCACCCUGAGGAUCGAGCGGACGGGCGGUUCGUUGUCUUUCGGCCGCACUUUCUCUCAGUCUUCCCCGCUGCUCUUCUCCCGCCGGACGCUCGGCUCGAGAGCAGCCAAGUGUGCGUGAGUGCAGAGAGUAACUUCCAUAGAUGUUGCCACCACAUUCAACGGCUUUGUUUCACCGCAACCUGUCACGAUGCUGAUCACAUAGCGCAGACUGCACCGCACACAGAGGCUCGCAGACCUCCCAAGUGUACCAUGCGUGGCAAGGCGUAGGGUCCUCCUGUGGGUCUGCUGCCACCUAGAACCGAUCGCAAUACCUUUAAUGUCCAGUGCACACCAGCCAGCUGUCAGCUGCGAACCCGAGCUCUACCUCAGCAUCAUUUGCAAACCGCAGUGCUUUUCUCGUGGCCGAGAGCGAGUAAGAGACAGACCAGGGAGACCACACGCUUCUCUUUCACUGAGCAUCAGCAGACGAAAAUGAACAGCAGGCUCGAGGAAACGGAGUCGAAGUGGACCUGCGAGUACUGCACGUACGCCAACUGGCCGUCGUCGCUCAAGUGCACCAUGUGCCGGGGCGCGAAGCCGCUGUUGGGCGAGGAUAUCUACCGCCUGCGCGAGCCAAGUCCGCAGCGGGCCUCGUCCAACGUCGCCUCCGGCCCCGUGACCCAUCACCACCACCAUCACCAACAGCAGCAGCGGGCGAGUCCCAUCGCGGAUCCCGCGUACGGCCACAAUUACAGUCAGAACGUGCCGUCCGCGGGCAAGUGGUCGUGCAGCAUGUGCACGUACCUCAACUAUCAGAACACCACGCGCUGCGUGCAGUGCGGCAACCGGAAGCUCGCCAUCAUCGCCACCGGCGCCAGUGCGACCAAUACUAUCGCCAACGCCAUCGUCACCAGCACCACAACCAGCAGUACCACCACCACCACCACCACCACCGCCGCGGCGACCGGCAUGCUCGGCCAGUCGAUCCACUCACUGGCGUCGAACCUGCACGAGCACUUGGCGCCGCUGCGGCUCGCCGAUGGCCCGCCCAACUUCGGCUCGAACAACUCGCAGUCCACGCCGGUCAUCAAUCUGCACCCCGAACGGGCUUACUACGUGCAGCAGCAACAGCAGGCUAAUAUACAUCCGGAGAAGUGGUCCUGUCACGCGUGUACUUACGAAAACUGGCCCAAGGCCACCAAGUGCGUCAUGUGCGGCCAGCCCAAGGACAGGGAUAAUAGGCGGGACAACAGGUCAGCCGUGAGUAACUUGGGGGUACCGAGUCCCGAGAGGGACCAUGGCCAGCAACGGGGCCUGCCCUCGCCGCCCCAUGCGCCUUACAUUCACCAGACGCAGCGGGAGGACAAUUCGGCGAUAGGCAGGAGAACUCCACACAGGUACGCAGAUAGUCGUAACGACAGUCUUUCCACUCCUCAAUCCCCCAAUAACUGUGAUUACGAGCGCCGAUUGAAGCAGCUGCGACGUCACACCGACUGGUGCUGGCUGAACGCCUGUCUCGGCAUCGUCGAGGGCGACAACACCCCCGUAGAAGCUUACCUGGCGAGCGGCGGCGACCCUGCUCGCCAAUUGACUCAUUCUGAGGCUUUACUCCUCAACAGAAGUAGUGCUUUUGACGUCGGGCACACCUUGGUGCACUUGGCUAUUAGGUUUCAGAGAGAGGAUAUUUUAGCUACGUUGUUGUCGCAAAUAGAAGGUUCGGGCUCGGGAGUGAAAAGAGUGCCGAGUUAUGUCGCACCCGAUCUGGCGGGUCAGAUACGCCGGCACGUUACCAACAGUAUACGCCUACGGAAGGGCUCGUUUCCUUGUUAUUUUGUCACGGACAUGGCCACGUUUGCCUUACCAGCUGAGGUCGAGGACUUACCAAGCAUCGUGCAGGAGCAAAUGCUAGAGGAAUUGUUAGAUAAGGAGGCCCAACAACAAUUGGAAGGCGGUGGCGGCGAACCGGCAGCUUUAAAUUGGUCUCUAGAGAUUACCGAACGGUUAGGCAGUCGUUUGCACGCUCUCUGGAACCGAUCAGCGGGCGAUUGUCUCUUAGACUCCGCCAUGCAGGCCACCUGGGGUGUCUUCGACAGGGAUAAUGCUCUAAGGAGAGCGCUCGCCGACACUCUUCAACAAGCAGGCCAAUUCUUUUAUCCCCGCUGGAGAGAGUACGAGGCAUCGCAGGCAUCUAGAAUGUUAGAUUUCACUUUAGAAGAGACGCAAUGGCAGGAGGACUGGGAGAGCUUGCUGGCUACAGCUGCUCAACCUGGCAGCGCGUUAGAACAAUUGCAUGUAUUCGCUCUCGCUCAUAUACUGAGGCGACCUAUUAUCGUCUACGGGGUCAAAUACGUCAAGAGUUUUCGCGGCGAGGACAUAGGCUACGCGAGAUUCGAGGGCGUCUACCUACCACUUCUCUGGGAACCCUCGUUCUGCAUUCGUUCACCAAUCGCCCUUGGCUACACGCGAGGUCACUUUACGGCGCUAGUGCCGAUCGAGCCUUACGCCUCGUCGCGAAUACCACCUUUGCCGUCCCAUCACCACCACGGCGGCGGGAAUACUCCGCUCGAGCAGUUGCAGCUGCAGAUGCAGACGACAUUCAUGCCGCUGAUGGAUCGGGAGCAUAAGCUCCUACCGAUACACUUCCUCAAUCCUGACGAGGUCGGCCGUGAAGAAUCCAUUUACAAAGAAUGGCUGGACGUCUGCAGGACUGAAGGUGGUAUCCUUGUCGCUCAGCAGAAGCUCCACAAGCGACCGCUGCUCGUGGCGCAGAUGUUGGAGGAGUGGCUGAAUCAUUAUCGUAGAUUAGCUCAAACUAACGACGCACCAUUUUCAAGACCACCGACAUUGCAGGAUUAUAGCAGCGACGGCGAUACCGAGGACGAGUAGUAGUGAGGUAAUCCCACGCAUUGGGACUAUGACAUGAGAAGCAUCCUUUCGCAGAAAUUUCGCGGUAUUUCAUUUGUUUUCUCGCCCGGACUCUCGAAGAGGGCUUGGAAAUUCCUCUCCUCUCUCUUUUCCUCUGUAUUUUAUUCAUUUUUGCUUUACGACAUGUACAGGAGCCUUGGAAGCUACCUGUAAUUUUAACGUAAAGAUAAAGAUAAAAUACAGGGACGAGAACGUUCCCUCCGAGUAUCACUUGCAAAGAUGCACUUAUGAUCGAAGUACCAAUCGCCACACCUUUGUGAAACAUGGAUGCUUCUCGGCGGAAUUAGGCUUAGGAAAGUGAGAUCGGAGACCACGUGAGAUACUUCGUCGGGUAACUCGAGCACCAUUGAGUUAUACCGCCACGUCCAUA
Harpegnathos saltator (Jerdon's jumping ant) is the source of this 4122-nucleotide messenger RNA. RefSeq names its product ubiquitin thioesterase trabid (gene trbd). Bases 1320 to 3713 code for a protein of 797 amino acids. Gene Ontology annotation, cellular component: cytoplasm; nucleus. Lineage: Eukaryota; Metazoa; Arthropoda; Insecta; Hymenoptera; Formicidae. Gene Ontology annotation, molecular function: cysteine-type deubiquitinase activity; K63-linked polyubiquitin modification-dependent protein binding. The record is from RefSeq and is a predicted model, not a curated record. The transcript has 8 exons. Gene Ontology annotation, biological process: cell migration; protein deubiquitination involved in ubiquitin-dependent protein catabolic process; positive regulation of Wnt signaling pathway.